AUGAGUGAUCGAGGGAGGGCCAACUUCGCCCGAGGGCGAGAACAGCAUCAGGGGCCGCCCAAACCACCUUCCCCGGUUCAGACCAUUCAAAUGAUCAUAAGAGGAGGCGACGAUGCAUCUAUCAACAACGUGAAGUUCACCACCACUCACAAGAUCAAACGGUCAAUCAGCCACGAAACGUAUGACGAACUCGAAGAAAGUAUCAUCUUCGAUAAGUCGGAUACCCACGGUUUGGUCUUUCCUCACUAUGACGCCCUUGUCAUUACUUUACGUGUUCUUGAUACUGAUAUAAGAUGUAUCAUGGUCGAUGAUGGAAGCGGCGCGUGCAUCAUCCAUCCUCGAGUUCUCACCCAAAUGAAACUCGAGGACAUGAUAGUGCCACGUUGCAUCACACUAACAGGUUUUGACAAUGCAGUUGAGCGGACAUCUGGAGAAAUCACGCUGUCCGUCUUGGCCGGCGGCGUCACCUUGGAGAACAUGUUCUACAUCAUGGACUAG
Nicotiana attenuata is the source of this 498-nucleotide messenger RNA. RefSeq lists its product as uncharacterized. The record is from RefSeq and is a predicted model, not a curated record. The transcript has a single exon. Bases 1 to 498 code for a protein of 165 amino acids. NCBI's taxonomy places the organism in Eukaryota, Viridiplantae, Streptophyta, Magnoliopsida, Solanales, Solanaceae.